AUUAAAUCCACACCAGCGUGGUCGUGGUGGAAGUGUUUAGAGUUUGCUUUUAAAAGGAGAACGCCGAGGGGACAGGUCCUGUGAGCACCGCGCAGCUUUCUGGGGCAACCAGAAAAAAAAACACGCUUAAGCCCGAAAAACUACAAUGAAAUACACUUUAACGUUUUCUCAGAAAACGCAGGAGUUGACGUUAAAGUGAUUUUUUGAAACUGGACCCGCUUCCUCGCUCGGCAACGGGGUGAAAUAUCUCAACAUCCUCACAAAGAAACUUUGCUUGCUAGGCUGCUAACUCGCACAUAAGCCCGAAAAAAAGUAUGAUCAUCGCCGAAGACUUGACUUCUAGCCAUUUGUAACGCCUCAUCUGUCGAGUAAAGUGUUACUAGUAGUUGUAUUUGCUCGGAAAUGUUUUUUUAAAUGACUCGAGACUGAAUUUUGUAACGGUUUUUGGUUGUCAUCACCAGUGGAGGAAGGGUUGCAGCUGGUAACUUAGCCAGCUACCAGCAGUGUUUCCACACAGCGCCCCCAGAUCUCCACCGGGCAGCACCUUCCUUUUUUUUUUUUUUUUUUGCCAUUUUCAGCUAGUUAGCAGUAAAGUAGUUGCACAUUUGCCACAGGAAAGAUGUCUGUCCGAAGUGGAGCUGGACAGACCCGGGGAGCUACUCUGGGUCCACAGCCCCUUAAGGCUACUGUGCCCUAUCAGCUGGCCAGCAAGCCUCGGCCCCACCGGAGAGAUGAAAAGUCAGCCGGAAAGGCCAAACAGCAGCAGCAGCUGAGCUCAGGCAUGAGGCGGACAAUGUCUCUUGAUGCCAUCAUCGGGCCGUACCUGCAGGGACAAUGGCCGAAAGAACCAGAGGGCCAGAGCAGCCUGUCUCGCAAGGACAAAUCCACCCAGACCCCAGACUCCUGGUCAGAUAAAUCACACACCAGGAGAGGUAGCAGCAGUCACAAACGAUCGGCGUCGUGGGGCAGUGCUGAGAAUCUGCGAGAGAUUGCUAAACUAAAACAACAGCUGCAUCAGCGCAACAAACCUGCAGUCUCAGGGGGACUCGAUAAAGACCGCCAGCGUGGCUAUCCUCAGGGGAGCUGCAGCCUAGGAACCACUCAGACUCAGCCAAUUCCCAUCCCCCUUGCUCCCCUGUCUACACUGGUCCCUCGACUGCGCUGCAGUGUGGAGGGCCUCAACCAGGAGCUGGAAGGGAUGUUCGUCUGCCAGCCAUCGCAGCCACAGCAGAGGCUCCUUGAUGUUCCAGACGGUCACCGGGCUCCAGUCCCUCCACAGAGCUGCAGCAGUGGAUCUCAGAGUGACCCUGCCACCACACCCCUGUCAUCUUCCUCCCAGUCCUCCUCACCCACCUCCCCUCCCACCUACCUCUCAGCCUCCCCGCCCAACACUGAAGACGCACCCCUGGAUCUGCACCAAAGUUUGACAGACGGUGCAGAGAUGUACCUCCAGUCUCCGUUCUCCUCCCAGAAUGAAGCUGACCCCUCCCUGCCUCUGCUGAUGUCCACCUCCCCAGGACCCAACAAAAGUUGCUGCUUCCAGAGAGAACCUCCAGAGGGCUGCGAAAAGGUCCGAGUCUGGGAGGAAACCAGCACUCCACGCCAGCUCAAACCAGCCCUCAUCUCCUCCUGCCCAGACCCCAACAAGGUAAACUUUACCCCCCAUGGGGGCUCAGCCUUCUGCCCCGUCAGCCUUCUCAAGCCCCUGCUCCCCUCUGUGGACCUGUUGUUCCGAAGCCUCACCGUCUCUCCAUCAGGCAGUUGCUUGAGCCAGGGGACGACGUCCUCCAGCAACCGGUCCACUCCUCCCGAUCCUCCCGCCAGCAGCGGCGUGAUGGCCGAAGGCUCGGGGGAGGCCCUCGCUUUCUAAUCGCAUCUGCAGAUGUUUUUCUGCGGAAAAGGUGUAACGAAAGUGUGACAGCGGCCACAUCGCUGAGGACACGUGUGUUGAUGUUGCUUUAUUUUACGAAGUACCAUUCCUUUCCUAUACAGGUUUAAAAUGAUCUUAUGAAAAUUAAUAAUAUUGAGAAAAAAAAUGUCAUACUCGUACACAAUCAGUAGAUAUCCUUUAUAGCUAUUUGUUUUGGGUUUCUGGGCAUAGUGACAUUUGUAAAUUGCAGCCUUUUUUUGUUGGUUUUGUCAUUUUCUAAUCCAAAGAUGUAUUUUUGCCAAACACAAGCGGGAUAAACUGUGGAAGUCUAAAGGCAAGACUUACUCUUAACUCUAUCUGAGAUGGGACUUGUUGGAUGGCUGUCUCACUCUGACAUUUUUAGUGUUUUCCCUCAAAGAAGCCAGGACACACACUUAUUUCUCAAUUUAUUUAAGCUCUGACUGCAGUGUAUCUUCUCUGUCCAAAAUGAUAAGAAUCUGGUUCAACUAAGUCGGGGGGGGGAAACAAAACCCGCUUGUUGGAUAAGUUUUUAGGUAUUCAGAGAUCUUUAUUUGCAGUUCACCUUAAAUGUUUUACCUAACUUGACCUUGCACCUGUUGCUGGUGUUCAAAGCAUGACAAAUCAGUUGGGUACUAUUUACCUGAUUUAAAGCAAAAGAAAAAAACAAAACAAUGAAGUCACUUAUUGAUUGUUGUAGACUGAAGGGACAUAUUUCCAGUUGUUGGAUUUUGGUAGCAUCGGUACCUAAAGGCUUCAGUUCAUGCUUUCCUGCUUUAAAAAUCGUUCCAGAAGUUUUUCUUUUUGUCAUCUUGUUUACUUGCAAAAAAAGAAAAGUAACUUUUGCAUGUGCUAAUGGAUAAAAACCCAUUUUUGGUUGAUGUUCUACAUGUGUGCUUGAUGUCAUGUUUAUAGUUUUGAGGUUGCACAGCCUAGUUGACUACCUAACCAGUUUUAGUGGUGUAGAUUUGUCAUCUUUAAUGUUUCUCUGAAGAUGUUCUUUUUUUUUUUUUUGCUGACAAGUUGAUGUUCAAAUAGUUUUAUUUCUGAUAGAUGUUUGCACAAAUUGAACUGCUACUUUUGAGUCUUAUUUUUUUAUAUUCACUUUUGUACUUUAAGAGUAGUAAUGUGUAUUUUCUACAUCUUUUCCAGUUACCUGCAACAUAAGCUAAAAAAAAAAACCCUGUUACUUUUAGUUUUGUUCUGACAGUAUAAUUGAGGCAGAUGUUACACAAGUUACUGUAUCGGGUGGAUUUUUAUGCACUUCCAGGAGCGGGUUUUAUAUGGAAGAGGUGACAUUUCUUCUGUACUUAAGUCCUGAGUUUAUUUCCUCUGACAGAAGUUUUGUUCAUAUGUGUGCACGUGGAUGGAAAGUUAACUAGUCUAAUUGUUUAACUUCUCCCAGUUUUAGUAUCCUGGUGAAAUACUGAUGGACUGAAACAAUGUCUUUUUUUGUUUUUUCUUUUUCCACAUAAGCCUCAAUUUCAAUGUUUUCUGAAUCUGUGUGGAUACUGUGCUGUUAUCUCAGGUUUUGUGUUCUGUCCACAUAAAUAUAUGAUAACGUC
This is a messenger RNA of Scatophagus argus, 3453 nucleotides long. It is a transcript of the gene fam117ab, whose product is annotated as family with sequence similarity 117 member Ab. NCBI's taxonomy places the organism in Eukaryota, Metazoa, Chordata, Actinopteri, Scatophagidae. The coding region runs from base 620 to 1870 and encodes 416 amino acids. The transcript has 8 exons. The record is from RefSeq and is a predicted model, not a curated record.